ACGUUGCCCGUGUCUCGCCCACAUUCGUCCGCAUCUUCUCUCGUCGCCAAAGCAACUCGCUCCCCCUCACCAACCUCCCCCGCGCGUCGCCGACACUCGCGAGGGUUUCUCCGGUCCCAUCUCGCCGGUGCGAUCGUCUCUCUCGAAGGUCUUCGCGGGAGCUGAAGCAUGGAAUCGGCCGCCGCAGCAGCAGCAGCAGCAGCAGCCUUUCGGUCGCCGGCCGGCGCGCCGAGGCCUUCGCCGUGCGUGCCUAGAUCGGGCGUUCUGGCGGCCAACGGGCCUGACUUUGUGCGGUUCGGCGCCGGACUGACCGCCUCGUCGAAGCAGCAUCACACUUCAAGUAUUCGCUCAAGGGCAGGCCCUAAGAGAGUGGCCGUGGGAAGCAGGAGAUGUGUGGUUGUUAGAGCGUCGGCUUCUUUUGAAUCGGCGGGUUCUAGUGCUCCUAUUGCACCACUUAAGCUGGAAUCACCCAUUGGGCAGUUUCUAUCGGAGAUCUUAGUGAGCCAUCCACAUCUUGUGCCUGCUGCAGUUGAGCAGCAGCUUGAACAGCUCCAAACCGACCGCGAUGCUGAGAUAGAAAAGGAAGAACCUUCUGCUUCUGGUACCGAGCUGGUUUUGUACAGGAGAAUUGCUGAGGUAAAGGCUAAUGAAAGGAGAAAGGCUCUGGAAGAGAUACUGUAUGCAUUGGUGGUGCAAAAAUUCAUGGAUGCAAAUGUGUCCUUGAUUCCGUCGAUAAAUUCUCCUUCUUCAGACCCUUCAGCUCGAGUUGAUGGUUGGCCCGCUCAAGGAGAGACGCUGGAGGAGCUUCACUCUCCUGAAGCCUAUGAGAUGAUCCAAAAUCAUCUGUCUCUCAUUUUGGGAAACCGCUUGGGUGAUACUACUUCCGUUGCUCAGAUAAGCAAAAUCAGGGUUGGACAGGUCUAUGCAGCGUCAGUGAUGUAUGGGUAUUUCCUCAAGCGGGUUGACCAGAGAUUUCAGCUUGAGAAAACAAUGAAAAUUCUUCCUAGUGCGUCAGACGAUAAUGAGGUUAAUAAUGUUCAGCGAGUUUUUGGAGAAGACAGAAAGCCAAACACUGGAGAUGCUUCUUUCGCAACAGUGCAGUCGCAUCCUGAAGUUUCAUCAUGGUCUGGCGGCAUGACCCCCGGGGGUUUUGGUAAUGGAAUAAAACCCUCCAGGUUGCGUACCUACGUGAUGUCCUUUGAUGGAGAGACACUUCAAAGAUAUGCAACGAUUAGAUCGAAAGAAGCUGUGAGCAUCAUUGAGAAGCACACGGAGGCCUUGUUUGGAAGACCUGAGAUUGUCAUAACACCUGAGGGUACGGUAGAUUCUUCAAGGGAUGAGCUUAUCAAGAUCAGCUUUGGUGGUUUGAAGAGACUUGUCCUGGAAGCUGUAACUUUUGGUUCUUUCCUCUGGGAUGUUGAGAGCUUCGUUGAUUCCAGAUAUCAUUUUGUGACAAAUUGAAGCAUGUUUGCUGGCGAUUGUGCGGGGCAAUAUCCGAUGAGGUUGCACAACUGGCUAUCUUGGACAAGACAGUGUAACACGUCGGUGAUAGAUCUGGCUAUAGCUUCUGCUACUUGUCUGUACAUAUGCAUGGGAUUGUUCUUGCUAAGGAUUGAAGAAAGUCAAAUUAUGCAAUUACUCAUCCGGUUGCGUUUUUGGAAACUACUUUCUGCUUUGAUCCUCGAAUAUGUUAUAUGAAAUGGUAUUCAUAGACAUGUGAAGUUGCUGAUCAAUUAUUUGCUGGUGAUUGAGAAGCCGAAGAAAUUCAAAGUCCGGAGAGAAAAAUCAAUGUCUAAUUAUGAGAGCUUAGGAGGAGGAAAAACUUGUACGAUUAUGAUGACUGUGUCGUUGAAACAAACUUGCUGAGUACUAAUUAACCUGCAAUAUCCCAUAGGCGUGUUUUGUUUA
Molecule: messenger RNA, 1908 nt
Organism: Syzygium oleosum
Lineage: Eukaryota; Viridiplantae; Streptophyta; Magnoliopsida; Myrtales; Myrtaceae
Product: UV-B-induced protein At3g17800, chloroplastic
Exons: 4
Coding region: 169-1461 (430 amino acids)
Source: RefSeq, a predicted model, not a curated record